GUCCUCAAAAGUGAGCAUAGCAAGAGAAAAAACGCUUCAUUUCAAAAGUUUCUCCCAAUCAAAAGAAAGAUAGGACUUUUAGUUCUUCCCACCAGCGUCUUGGAGAAGAUCUUGAGAGAAUUGUUGGUUCCCCAGACACACAUAAUGCCAGUUAUUAUCCGAGAAAAGGCUAGUAGGGCCGAACCCCCAUUGUUGCAUUAUGGGUACCAAUGGAGUGAGGCACGUCAAGAGGAAUACGAACUACAUCAUCUUCCCCAAAAUAUGGAAGAUAAAUUUGUACGAAUAUCUUGGGCUGCAGCUCCUACAAAGCAGGAGGCUGAACUUAUUGAAGCUGGGUAUAAUCAGCUUAAAAGCAUAACUAGGACAGGUCGGGAAAUCCAAGGCUUCAUUCAUGAUCGUAAGGGCUAUGGUAUUCAAGUCAUUCACAGAUCGAAAAUAAAUCUUACCGCAAUAUCAGGAGUUGCUAUCCUACGUUCUUGCAGACGUCUUCAUAAAUUGGGAGUUGCCGUACUUUAUGGAGAAAACUCUUUUCUUUUCGACACACGCGGUUCUCCAAGCUUUACCGGACCUCAAAGUGUUGUUACCAUGGACCAGCUCUCGCAUGAAUACGAUGAGAUCCCAGGCCAUCGACGCAGGGAUGGAACCAUGCCAACUGCAGAACAGAUUUCUCACUCCGUUGAUAUGAUCUUCCAACAGGAUCAAGACAAAUUGAAAUAUGCUCACAAAGAUAUAGCAAAAAACGAACAGAAAUCUAAGUUCAUUUACCAGGACCCAUUUACUAGAUUCCUGAUGGAAAUUGGUCGGAGUAAUGCCUCAAAGCUUACCAAAAUUGUCAUUCAGGGAAAAUUCAACUGGAUCAUCGGUAAAUGGCAAUACACAAAGUCCAUCCCAGUCGGACUUCAUGAUCUUCUUCCGGUAUAUACUAUCAUAUUUAAAGAGGUCUGUCAAAGCAUGCAUACCCUAAUCUUACACGAUGACGAUCGGGGCUAUCCCCAAAUGAGCCGGCUAGAUUCGCGAGGUACUGAUAGGAAUCAGCAAAUAAAUGAGUCUGUCGAGAGACUUGUUCAUGCGCUUCCAUAUCUUCAGAAACUGCAAUUGGGCCAAUAUGAGUUCGUACCAGCCGGGUGUGGAUACGAUCCAGGUACUCCUGGUAGUCAAAUCAUACAAUCUGUGCUUCCAGAAGAUGAGUGGGGAAUGGCUUUGAAAUGGGUGGGAUUUGUUGAACAGCGUGCCAAGAGCCGCGCACUGGUAGAACCAGAAUGUGAAGAGAAAAAGUAGUAUAGGGGAGAAUCACAGAGUUGAUGAUUUCAUGAUAGUGUAAAUCUUCUCGCAUAUUUGCAGUACUCGAUAAUAUAAAAAUACUGUAACUUUGAUUACACAGUUUCA
Molecule: messenger RNA, 1386 nt
Organism: Botrytis cinerea B05.10
Lineage: Eukaryota; Fungi; Ascomycota; Leotiomycetes; Helotiales; Sclerotiniaceae
Exons: 2
Coding region: 145-1278 (377 amino acids)
Source: RefSeq, a predicted model, not a curated record